AUGGUAAAGGAUCAACUAAUCACAAUCAACGAUGCGGGUCACAAGUUCCAGCUCGCCAUGCUCGAUGGCAUCACUGACCAGAAGCAUCUCUUCGCGGCGGGAACCUUGAUAUCUCGAUCAGACUACGAGGACGUCGUCACGGAACGAACAAUCGCUAAGCUCUGCGGCUACCCUCUCUGCCGAUCAUCCCCCCUUUCCAACGUUUCUAGAAAGGGGAAGUAUCAGAUAUCGAUCAGCGAGCACAUAGUUUACGAUUUAAAGGGGAUUCCAAGGCUACUGACGAAUGUAAUGUUUUAAAGCGUCCACCACAGAGAAAGCAAACUUCUCCUAUUGGGGAAUCUGAGAGAGGUGAAGGGGGAAAAGUUUCGAAAGAACAAACUACAGUUUCUCCUGCACUGAAA
This is a messenger RNA of Brassica oleracea var. oleracea, 401 nucleotides long. RefSeq names its product putative RNA polymerase II subunit B1 CTD phosphatase RPAP2 homolog. Bases 1 to 297 code for a protein of 98 amino acids. Gene Ontology annotation, molecular function: RNA polymerase II CTD heptapeptide repeat phosphatase activity; RNA polymerase core enzyme binding. The record is from RefSeq and is a predicted model, not a curated record. The transcript is spliced from 2 exons. Gene Ontology annotation, cellular component: nucleus; cytoplasm. Lineage: Eukaryota; Viridiplantae; Streptophyta; Magnoliopsida; Brassicales; Brassicaceae.